Molecule: messenger RNA, 699 nt
Organism: Cooperia oncophora
Lineage: Eukaryota; Metazoa; Nematoda; Chromadorea; Rhabditida; Trichostrongylidae
Source: the annotation of a GenBank genome assembly
CUGUCGAGCUCUCGUCAACGACAUGAUUCCGUUUUAGCCGAACCUGCUCCUGCUUCAGCCACAACUUCGUGUUCACGUGAUCUCGAUCAGCCUCAUUGCAAGACCUCUAAACGGAAUGCGCAGCGAGAUGUUCUUUUGAUUCGUCUGAAAAAGCUAAAAUAUGGCACUGAAGACGACGAUGUAGGGCAAAGAGCUGAAGACGUACCCCUCAUCAAUCAGCAACCCGAACGGACAAGCGAAAUCGGAGCAGUGAAUGAAAGGGCUGCUGAUCGAAAUCGUGUCUCACGAAGAGCGGACAGUUUGGUAAUUCCUCCUCCUGUACCUGCGAACAAACUAGUGAUUCCUCCUCCUCUACCAAAAACCGGCCCCAAGAGCAUCCACCGACGAGGAAAUGCCGUGGAUCCAAAGAAAAUACCAUCUCAAAAAGAUCAGAAUCCACUUCACAAAACACGUCGAAAAGGCAGUAGAUCCAAAAUCGACAAAGAACUCUACCAAACUCUGAAAGAAAUCAACUCAUUGACAGCUGAUCCAGUGUCGCUAUCAAAGGACGAAUCCUUGCCAGGAAACUUUCUCUCCUCGCAACCUCGAGCCUAUCAGUCUCGCACAGCUGUGCCAUCAAGGGGCAGGAGUGCGGGAGACGACCAGGUGUUUCAGAUUGACGGAUCGAUACGGUAUAUAUCAUCGGCCGAGAAGUCGUAG